AUCCACAACUUUGCAAUUAACUAAGUAACUAGAGUACGCGCUCUGACUACCCCAACACAUCUCAACAUGCGCAUUUCCAAAGCUCCAACCAAUGAGGCAUUGAGCAUGCCAUUUCUCUCCAAGAACCCCAUUUCUCAUUUCCUCCAAACGCGCAAUAUCAGCAAACAAUCAUUCAAGACAUCCUCGACCAUUUCCCCCUUUCUGGCUCGAUUUGUUGUUCGCAGCCCGCUCCCGCCGCCGGUUAUUCGUACCGGUCUCGGACAUCUCACCGCGGACGCGAAGAACGGAGAUAAUAAUAGUAAAGUAGGAUCAAUACUAAUACAAAGAAACGCGCGAACUCACGGUUCCUCUUAUUUCCUAAAUCAAAACGUUCCGAGAGUAUUUUCGACAAGACGACAAUUCAGUUCUGAGUCUAAAGUCGCAACUAUGUCUGCGAACAAGGAUAUCGCUACGCUCGCCGAGGAAGUUAGGAAAGUCUUACCGGAGAGGUUUCGGGAUGAUGCGUGGUAUUUGAUUGUUGCCUCAACGCUCGUAGCAUGCAACAAGCCCGAAGAACUCGGACCUCUGUAUACAUACAUUACAGAAACGAGUUCCGGCACGGCGCUCAACUACGAAGCUCAAAAGCGAGUCAAAGCUCGAUUGAGCGAUUUGCUCAUGAAGGAAUGGACGCUUGUCGGAAUCCCAGUCGUCGUGAUAGCGAUUACUGCGCUAGCUAAAGUCGAGAAGGGAGUGAAGGAGGAGGAUGUCAAAGUUCCUGAGAAGAGAAAGUCCAUCGAUAUUAACAGUGCGAUUCCCGAGCGAGGAACUAAAUUCCUCCAAGCGGUGUAUAAGGAGAAUUUGGCUCCGAUCUUCGCCUCGUGGGGUUCCUACGGACCGGAUUUCGAGUGGAUGGAAAAAGCGGUUAUCUACGGUUUAUUCCUCUCUGAUCAUGAGGUACUCUCGCCUGUCGAGACGGAAUUGGUCUGCGUCUCGGCGAUCAUGUGCGGGGGCUGGAGGGCGCCUACGAUUUGGCAUCUGCGCGGUCUGAGGAGGAUGGGAGUAAGUGAGGCGGAUGUGGAGAUGGUGCAGCAGGCGAUUGAGAUCGUGGCGAAGUGGUCUGGGAAGGAUGUUACGGGGUGGCCGAGGGUCAAGGAUGUGCCAGAUGUUAUCGAUGAUUAAGACGGGGAAAUUCUGCGUUUACUGUUCAUGAAUUGUUUAUCCUGAAGAAAAGCAA
Molecule: messenger RNA, 1213 nt
Organism: Paecilomyces variotii
Lineage: Eukaryota; Fungi; Ascomycota; Eurotiomycetes; Eurotiales; Thermoascaceae
Exons: 3
Coding region: 67-1158 (363 amino acids)
Source: RefSeq, a predicted model, not a curated record